UGCAGUCGCCUUACAGCUUUUAACCCGCCGCCACAUCAUGCGGGUAUAUUGAGUCAGUCUUUAUCGUCUGCUAUACGGGCUACAGAGUGGUGCUAUAGUGUGCUGUCUACCUGUAAGCCGCGCGUCGUCUGUUAUUUUUCCCCGAGUAGCGUCAUGGCGCCCCUCGCCCUCACGACUGUCACAACAAACCAAUUAAACGCAUAAUGUCGAGCAAGGGCGCGAUUAAGAAGACGACUACGGAAUCGCGAAGCCACACCAAGAGCCAGGAUAUCAAGAAGACCAGGCCGACACGUGCGUCGAGUCAGGAUGAGGAGAAGAAGGAAAAGAGAAAGGAACCGCAGAUAAUCGACGCCAGAGCCGCCGGAGACAGGAAGAGCAGAACCGGAGCUGCUCUGGCCAAGAAAAAUCUGUUGCCGGACAAGAACCCCGUAAAGCUCAAGCAGCUCAAGCAGAAAGGACUGGCCACGUCCAAGCCGAGCUCUCAUGAGUUUGCUUCUGGUGCUACGAAGAAACCGCUGCCUCCUAAGAGCAAAUCUGAAAGUUCUAGCGAGACCACUGCUCCCAAAGUGAAAGGCAGCGUUUCAAAGACUACCAAAGAUAAGGUACAGGCCCAGUACAACGAGAAGCGGGGAGAAAGCUCUAGGUAUGUUCCAAAAGAUGCAGCCACUAAGCUUAAAGAAACUACGUCAUCGGAGAGGAGGAGGCGGAGCAAGGAGAAAUCAUCGAUGCCCAAAAGUUCAGAAAAACCUUCAACCUCUAAUAGUUCGGAAAAACCCUCAACCUCCAGAAGUUCUGCCAAAGCUUCAACGUCGAAAGCUCCUGACAAAACACUGCCAAGGCAUUCUUCGAGGGAAAGGAAGAGAUCCAGAACAUUGAGCCCAAGUGAGGUCAAAGUUUUGCAUUCACCGAAUCAAAAAGAAGAUUCCAAAUAUAAAAAGGGCGAAGAAGAAGAUGCAAAGAAUGCAGAGGAUGAAGAGUACAACUACGAAGAUGAUUUUGAGGAAUAUGAAUCCGAUUUUGAAGAAUACAUAAGCGACUCUCAGAUUGAUGAGGAAUCCGACAGUUUACCAGAUUUAUAUCUGGAACCCAUUGUAUUACGUACUGAGGAAAAGAAGAGAACAAUCAACAGUGCAGAUAUUCGAACCAGACACGAAGAAGAAAGUAUGCUGGAUUCCGGACAUUAUGAGCUGACUGAGGCAAAGAAAAGAGCAGCGAUGGUUGAGUCACUAAUGGCAACUAGAAUGAAAACACCUCCACCUCCGCCAGAAGUCAAAGAUCCAGCUAACCAUUCGUAUAGGGAGGAAAAGCAGUCUGAAAACAAAUCUUUGCCAUCCUCGACUGACGAAGGAUUCGAGGACGCGCGUUCUGGUGAUUUUACAAAAUCACCUCCAAUGUCACAAAUUUCUGUUUUGAGUCCAAAGAAACCGAAGGUGAAGAGAGUCGUUGAGGAGCCACCGAAAAUUCUCACCAGAGGUCAACUUUUGAUGUCUAUGAUCAAACUUGACACCGUAGAAUUGUCUUUAUUUGAAUCACCACCAAUAUCAUACGAAGAAUUUAUUCGAAGUUAUGGAACUUUGAAUACUCAACAGAUAUCUACGCAAACAAACGAAGAUAAUCUCGAUGUAGAAACUCAGACUGAUACAAGUGAGGUUGAAAACAAAUGGACACAAUUUCCAGUCAAGUGUAAAAACAAUUUAGAAACGAUCGAGGAUGUGAGAUUGUUUAAAAUUGAGCAAAUGGGUGUCGGCGGUGAUAAGCCAGAUUACAAUGCAUUAUUAACUAAUCCGUUAUAUGAUACAUUGAAACUCAAUGAAUUCUUGAGUAAAGCUGGAAAGGUUGUACUAGCUUUAUUAGAAGAGAAAGAAUUCGGUGGAAACAUUCUCCAAAGCGAAACGCACGAAUUUCCGUUUAGCGAAGGAUUUAUUAAACUGUCUGUUAGUUCGUUGUCUUUUUUAUGUGGCAGACAAGUUAGCAUGCUACAUUAUUCAGAAAUGAAUAACAAAAUUCUCAUGAGUAUCCAUGCUCCUGUUAAUGAGAAAAUCGAACCUUCGUGUAAGCAAGAUUACAUAAUGGAUUCCUGCAUUGGUUGUGUUUGGAAUGUAAACGAACCGUCAAGGCCGAUCAAACUUUUUUACUCGCAAAGUCCUAUUACGGCCUGUUGCUUCCAUUGUACAAAUCAUAACAUUGUUUUCGCGGGACUUCAAGAUGGAACCGUUUGUCUUUGGGAUUUACGGGAAGAGGAAACUUGGCAUCAAAGAAUCAUAGACAAGGUCAACGAAAUGGACUGGGUCGUAAGAACUCCGACGUAUACAACGGCUGGAAAUUGGGAGGUUGAAGCUCAUAUGUCUUCUGUAGUGGCUAUUCGGAUCAUCUCAAGAUUGGGACACGAUGAAGCCGAAACUCUGAGCGAGAAAUUCGUUUCUAUUCAGAUUUGCACUUUAGACGAAGAAGGACGUUUAAUUAUUUGGAGUGUUUUGCGCAAUCUGAGUACGAACUCUGAUGAUCUCGGUUUAACGCAGUGGGGCAAAGUGAAACUAAUAAAAAGCCAAGAAGUGUCUUUAUUCGCAAAAAGGAAUGCGAUGAACGAUAUGAAGAAAGAAUUUGUUGACAUGAACGUCGAUAACGUCGACAGUAAUAAUUUGUACUUGGCUACUAACGAUACCAAUAUUUUGUACGCAAAUUGUAUUGGAGGGAGAAACGGCACACCUUAUUACAAAAUAAAUGAGAUGGAUUCCUGCGGCAGUACAACUUGUAUCGAAGUCUGUCCUUUCAAACAAUCUUACUUCUUCGCUGGAUGCAAAGAUGGAAGUAUCAGACUGCAUACCCUCAAUAUAGAAACGCCUCUUUUAAAGUUCAAAGACGAAGACAGCUCUGCUGGAAUCAAAAGUAUUCAGUGGUCAAAAUCAAAACCAUUGACUGUCUAUGUUCUAGAUGAAUAUUCUAGAAUCGUCGUUUGGGAUCUAAGCAACAGUGAUAUUCAUCCAACUCAUACAGUUUCAACAAAAAGUUGGGGCUAUGUGAAAUGCAUGAGGUUAUCACCUUGUAAUACCAGUCGCGAUAUGUUGAAUCAGUAUAUGGCUCUUGGAACUGAUACUGGAAACGUGGAAGUUCACAAACUGAGAAAGGAUUUCUACUUUUCACAGCAGGAUGAUUUCCUGCAAGAAAUGAACACGUUUUUACGAUAUGUUUCAAUUUUAUAAUUCUUAAUUUUAUCCACUUUUGUAGAUCAACGACAAUCUAAUUUUAAUUCCAACAAUUUAAGACUGUAAUUACACGUUCAAAACAUUCAAAGUUUACUUACACCAAAGACCUACAGAUGUAUACGUAGAUAGAGGAUAAGAAGAGUUUUUCACUUUUUAAGAAGUAGUUUGAGCGUGAGAUUUAUUAAAAAGUAAAAAAAAAAAU
Molecule: messenger RNA, 3405 nt
Organism: Nasonia vitripennis (jewel wasp)
Lineage: Eukaryota; Metazoa; Arthropoda; Insecta; Hymenoptera; Pteromalidae
Product: WD repeat-containing protein 60
Exons: 12
Coding region: 204-3200 (998 amino acids)
Biological process (GO): intraciliary transport
Cellular component (GO): cytoplasmic dynein complex
Molecular function (GO): dynein light chain binding; dynein heavy chain binding
Source: RefSeq, a predicted model, not a curated record